AUGAGUGAAGGUGAUAAUGAUCCUUUUAAGAUUGAUAAGCUAAUCGUCGACUAUGAUUAUGUGUUAUAUAAGAUCCAAGACGAGCUAGAAUCGAUACGAUUAGAAACACUAGAAGUUUGUGAGAAACAAAACCAGUUAGUUGAAAAUGGUAUUAUAGAAGAUGUAAUAGAUGCAAAUAUUGCUAUGACAAAGGAAUUGCUUGAAAAAUGUGACGAACUAGAUAAGCACUACGAUCAACUGGAUGCUGUUGAAGGUAUUGUUGUAUCUUUCAAAAGUAGGUUAAAAAAUGUAAUAACACAAUAUAAGAAGUAUGUAGAUAUGAAAAAACCAUAA
Kluyveromyces marxianus DMKU3-1042 is the source of this 333-nucleotide messenger RNA. It is a transcript of the gene CNL1, whose product is annotated as Cnl1p. Gene Ontology annotation, cellular component: BLOC-1 complex. The coding region runs from base 1 to 333 and encodes 110 amino acids. Gene Ontology annotation, biological process: endosome organization. The transcript has a single exon. The record is from RefSeq and is a predicted model, not a curated record. NCBI's taxonomy places the organism in Eukaryota, Fungi, Ascomycota, Saccharomycetes, Saccharomycetales, Saccharomycetaceae.